Theileria annulata is the source of this 2109-nucleotide messenger RNA. Its product is annotated as prolyl-trna synthetase, putative. Gene Ontology annotation, molecular function: ATP binding; aminoacyl-tRNA deacylase activity; proline-tRNA ligase activity. The record is from RefSeq and is a predicted model, not a curated record. The transcript has 9 exons. Bases 1 to 2109 code for a protein of 702 amino acids. NCBI's taxonomy places the organism in Eukaryota, Apicomplexa, Aconoidasida, Piroplasmida, Theileriidae. Gene Ontology annotation, biological process: prolyl-tRNA aminoacylation. Gene Ontology annotation, cellular component: aminoacyl-tRNA synthetase multienzyme complex; cytoplasm.
AUGUCUGAAACACAAGUUGAUAAACUUUUUAAACUUUUCCAUACACUCGGAUUACGCUAUAAAGUAAUAAAACAUCCGAAUUUGGUUACGGUGAAGGAUAUGUUGGAAGAACCUUCUUUGGCUGGAUUCCGUGAUGAUUGUAUUCGUAAUCUUUUCAUGCUUGAUUCUUCCAAGCGUUUUUACCUCAUUUCAGCCCUUUACGAUACUGAGGUGAAUUGGAAAGUAUUACGUAAGGGAUUGAAUGUAAAUAAAUUACAUAUGGGUGAUGAGAAUGAUAUGUUGAGUUUACUUGGUGUUGGUAGGGGUAACUUAACACCUUUUUCAGCUAUGAAUGAUACAGAGAAUAAAGUUCGUGUAUUAUUUGAUAUCAGACUGAAGAGUAAAGUGGAUGUAGUGGCACACCCACUCAGCAAUGAUCAGUCAGUGGUUAUGAAAAUGGAAGAUAUGUUAAAAUUCCUAACACAAAUUAACCACUUCCCAACCUUUCUUCCAUUAAAUGACCUUGAUUCUACUACACAUGUUAAUAAUAUUGACAAAAACUCUGUUAAUAGUAAUAACACUGUUAAUAGUGUUAAUACUAAUGAGAAGAAUAAGAAAGGUGAAAUGAAUAUAUUGGGAAUAACUGUAAAAAAACAUGAAAAUUUCGCAGAAUGGUAUUCACAAGUAAUAAUUCGAAGUGAGAUGAUUGAGUAUUAUGAUAUUUCUGGUUGUUAUAUAUUUUUACCUUCAAGUUAUUUUAUUUGGGAAACUUUUAAUGAAUGGUUCAAUAAACAAAUUAAACAAAGAGGAGUUGAAAAUUGUUAUUUUCCGAUGUUUGUAACGAAAGAGAAGUUGGAGGCGGAAAAGACGCAUUUGGAAGGGUUCAGCCCUGAAGUUGCUUGGGUGACUCGUAAUGGUGACGUUGACUUGCCAGAUCCAAUUGCAAUUCGUCCAACAUCAGAGACUAUUAUGUACCCAGAAUUCGCACGCUGGAUCAGGUCACACCGAGACCUUCCACUCAAACUGAAUCAGUGGAAUUCAGUUGUUCGUUGGGAAUUUAAACAACCAACACCAUUCAUUAGAAGUAGAGAAUUCCUCUGGCAAGAAGGACAUACCGCACAUACCACUGAACAAGAAGCUUUAGAUACCGUUUAUGAAAUGCUCAAUCUAUAUUCUAAAUAUAUACUUGUAAUAAAUGUCUUGAUUAUGAGUAGAUUUUAUGAGGAGUAUUUAAGUGUGCCAGUGAUAAAAGGUGUAAAGAGUGAGAAUGAAAAGUUUGCCGGUAGUAAGAUGACCACUAGUUUGGAGUCAUUUAUUCCAGCUAACGGUAGAGGUGUCCAAGCGGCCACUUCACAUUUAUUAGGAACAACAUUCUCAGAUAUGUUUGAUAUAAGAUAUGAGGAUGAGGAAGGCGUGAAGCAAAAGGUCCAUCAGACUAGCUGGGGUUUCACUACUAGAAGUAUUGGGAUAAUGAUAAUGGUUCAUGGCGAUGAUAAGGGUCUUGUGCUUCCACCGCGAGUGGCUAAAGUCCAGGUAGUGAUUGUGCCAAUCAUGUCUAAAACCGCUGAGCAAGUGAUGUUGAGAGUUAACGAACUCUUUCAGCUGUUGACUGAAGCAGGAUUUAGGGUAAAGCUUGAUGAUAGACGUGGAUACACACCGGGAUUUAAGUUUAAUCACUGGGAACUCAGAGGCGUUCCACUAAGACUUGAAGUUGGCGCAAAAGACGUUGAAAAUAAUACUGUACGACUGGUUCGUAGAGAUAAUUUCGCAAAGUCUGAUGUGCCACUAGAGAAUUUGACUGAAACUAUACACCAAUUACUGGAUGAAAUACAAAAUAGUUUACUAACAAGUGCCAGAGAAAAGAUGGAACAGAGUAUUAUUAAAGCUUAUGAUUUUGAAGAAGUUAUGGUUGCUUUAAACAAUGAUAAAUUGAUAUUGGCUCCAUGGUACUCCAUUCAUGCAGACAAAUUCUGCUACUCCCUACUGGACUACUUAGUUAUAUCCUUCCUAACAUUAUUACUCCUUCAGUGUGAAGAACCUGAAACUGAAGAUGAAAUAAAACUGGAGACACAAAAACGCUCAGAAAACGUAUACCAACACAAUUUAUACAGUUAUAUAAUAGAUAGUUAA